AUGCGACACAUCGUCUGCGUGGUAGCUGUACUGAUGCUGUGUCAGCAUCGGGCUGUAGCUGACUCAAGGUCGUACCAGAAGGGCUACGUUCGAAUCCGAUCAGAGCUGAUGCAGAGGGAUGUGGCAGUGCAUAAAAUAGUCCCCGGCGCAAAGUUAUAUGGGAAUAGUACCAAGGAUAUGAGUUGCAGCAUUUUGAUUAUAGACGUCUUGGACAUAGACGAGAUAAACCAGAUGAUGGCUGUAGUAAUCUAUCUCGAUUUUUGCUGGCACAUUGAAGAGCUCUCCUGGAAUGCCUCAGACUAUCACGACGUAAAAGAGGUCUAUCUAGACAAGGACAGUCUAUGGACGCCAAACCUCGUUGUUGCCAUUGGCGAUCAGACGUCAUUGCGGAUAGAGAUACCAGGCAAGGUCAAAAUCUGGUCUGAUGGAAAAAUCUGCAUGCAAAACCAUCAGCAUAUUUCGUUUCGUUGUAACAUCGAGUUUUUGAAAUACCCUUUCGACACCCAGAAGUGUGGGUUCGGUGUGUUUAAGAUGGAUUUUGAGGCCCCGAACAUCACAAUGGAGCCCAACAACUUUAGCGUGAAGGGGGUGUACGACAUGCACGGCGAGUGGGCGCUGGUCAAUCACAGCCUCUCUACGGUGGUCAACCCUCAGAUCGACGAGUUUCCUCGUUUUGACAUCACGGUGCGACGUCAGUACAUCUAUUACGUCAUCACCAUCAUCCUGCCGAUGGUUCUGACGUCACUGCUCGUGCCGCUCGUGUUUCUUAUCCCAGCGCGCUCAGGAGAGAAAGUGGCCUACAUCGUCGCCAUCUUUACGUCGUGUGCCAUCUUCCUCUCUAUGAUAAGGUAG
Messenger RNA from Physella acuta, 852 nucleotides. Its product is annotated as acetylcholine receptor subunit delta-like. Gene Ontology annotation, cellular component: membrane. The record is from RefSeq and is a predicted model, not a curated record. Lineage: Eukaryota; Metazoa; Mollusca; Gastropoda; Physidae. Gene Ontology annotation, molecular function: transmembrane signaling receptor activity; extracellular ligand-gated monoatomic ion channel activity. Gene Ontology annotation, biological process: monoatomic ion transmembrane transport.